AUGCGCAAACCGCCGCGAAAGUUAACUCCUGAACUUCGCAGAGCCGAAAGAUUUUGUCAGAUUUCUAAAAUCAGCGAGCUGACAUGGCAUUCCGCCGGAGAAACAAGAGCUACCCGUUCUUCAGCCAGGAGUUCCUCAUCCAGAACCAUGCCGACAUCGUGUUCAGCCUGGUGAUUUUCAUUCUGAUCGGGCUGAUGUUUGAGGCAACAGCAAAGACAGCCAUACUCUUCAUUCAGCCUCAGUACAACAUUACCACAUUAUCACUAGAGGGAGAGGUGACUACAUAUCAUUAUGGAUGGAAGGACUGUGCCACCAUCCUCUUCUAUUUCUUCAUCGCCAUCAUCCUCCAUGCUGUAGUGCAGGAAUAUCUUCUGGAUAAAGUGAACCGCCGCCUUCACCUGUCCAAGAGCAAAAACACCAAGUUUAAUGAGUCAGGUCAGCUGUGUGUGUUUCAUUUAGUGUCGAGCGUGUGGAGUUUCUACAUCCUCAUUACAGAAGGAUAUCUCCUGCAUCCCGGCAGCCUUUGGGAGAACUACCCUCAUUCACAUCUCAGGUUUCAGGUGAAGUUUUUCUACCUCACUCAGCUGGCCUAUUGGCUCCACGCUCUGCCAGAGCUCUACUUCCAGAAAGUACGCAAGGAGGAGAUUCCUCGUCAGCUGCAGUACAUCUGCCUUUAUCUGCUGCACACCUCUGCAGCUUAUUUGUUGAAUUUGAAUCGUGUGGGUCUGGUGCUCCUCUUUCUCCAGUAUGUGUCAGAACUGGGCUUCCACAUUGCCAGACUCUUGUACUUUACUGAUGAGAAUCAUCAGAAAAUGUUUGAUCUGUGGGCGGCGAGCUUUGUGUUUACACGGAUGGCCACUCUGACCCUGAUGUUCCUCGCUGUGGGUUUUGGUUUAGCCCGUUCCGAAAAUCAGGGGCUAGACUUGGAGAUGGGGAACUUCAACACAGUCCUGAUAAGGAUGGCUGUUCUGCUGGUGGUGUGUUUGACUCAAUCCUGGCUUCUCUGGAAAUUUAUCCGUUUCCAGUUGAGGCGCUGGCGGGAGUUCAGACACGAACAGGCGGUCCGCAAGAAGGGUACCACAAAACAACCCCUACGGCAAUUAAAGAGGGACUCACUUGGUCAUCAUGAAAACGGCGUCCUUAAAGCUGAAAAUGGACUCUCACCUCGGACAAAGAAACUCAAAUCCCCCUGAGGUGGCACACCUUCUGGCUUCAGCAGUGGCUUUAUCCCUAACUAAGGUUUCUCAUCAGCUCUGCAGUGAAGCCAGGGGAGGCACGCUGGCCACAAAGCUUUGGCUGAGAAUAUCCUGGGAUGAAACAGGGACUCAGUUACUGUAGACUUUGGCUUGAAUGCUGGAAAAUGAAAAUCCAAGGACAUCCUUUGAGCCCAACAGGCAUUUAUUCCUCUCAUUGUAUCAGUAUUUUUUUAUACAUCUACACAGCCUGCGAUCCAACACUAAGGCACACCGUUGCAGAGUGAUUUGUAAAACAAACAGUAAGUGAGCAUUGUGUGCUGCACGUUUUUUCGUCCAUGUUGAAUGUGUUUUUUUGCAUACCCUCAAACAUAAGUACUGUACUACAGCUCGUACUAUCGCGCCGGCUUUGCUUGUUUUCCAUUCUGCUCCACUGGUGCGAGAAAGCGUCGCUGAUGACAUGGUAUGAUAUGAACUAACUGGCAGAAGAAAAAAAAUCAUGCAUUUGUCACUAGUCACUUAACAGAUUUGUAUCAAAUAUAUAUCGGAGAUGUUACCGCAUGCCAUUUGAUGUUCUUUUUUUUCUUCCUUUUUGUUUUGUCAGUUACUUCAUUAAAAAAUACAUUGUUCUGAAA
Messenger RNA from Girardinichthys multiradiatus, 1828 nucleotides. RefSeq names its product translocation associated membrane protein 2 (gene tram2). The transcript is spliced from 11 exons. The record is from RefSeq and is a predicted model, not a curated record. Bases 84 to 1193 code for a protein of 369 amino acids. Gene Ontology annotation, biological process: SRP-dependent cotranslational protein targeting to membrane, translocation; protein insertion into ER membrane. Lineage: Eukaryota; Metazoa; Chordata; Actinopteri; Cyprinodontiformes; Goodeidae. Gene Ontology annotation, cellular component: endoplasmic reticulum membrane.